Acanthoscelides obtectus is the source of this 696-nucleotide messenger RNA. The record is from the annotation of a GenBank genome assembly. NCBI's taxonomy places the organism in Eukaryota, Metazoa, Arthropoda, Insecta, Coleoptera, Chrysomelidae.
AUGGCGAAAAGAGGUGUAGGAAGACUACUAGUAGCAGGCAGAGCAAAAUACUGCAAGAUGCAUAAAUGGGGCUUAUCACCAUCAUCAUUAUCAGCGUUCCCAGGAGACCUUGAAAAGACGAAUACAUUACAUUUCCGAAAUUCGAUUUAUCAAACUCUCACAAAGAUGCCUCGUCGGUGUUGUGUUCCUGGUUGUAAGGGAAACUAUGAUACCACUCUGAAAGCUGAGGAUCCUGUCUCUACAUUUUCAUUCCCAAAAGAACAAGAGCUGUUGGAAAAAUGGAUCAGGGCCAUACCAAGAAAAGACUGGAUUCCUACAAAAAGUAGUGCAGUUUGUGCCAACCAUUUUUGUGACAGUGAUAUUGUGCGGUUCAGUGAAUUUACUUUGCCCAAUGGACAAAUAAAUAAAAUACCUCUGAAAUACCCCAAAUUAAACCAGAACGCUGUUCCAAGUAAGUUUUGCAAUCUCCCAAAAUAUCUAUCGCUUGAAACCAAAGCAAAAAGGACUGACCCCGAAAAAAGAAGAGAAGCCAUUAUCCAAAGGCAAGAAGAAGAAAUUGAAAACUUUUUAAAAACUGAUAUCAUAUCUUCUUUCUCUGAUUUGAAGGAGAAUUUUGAAAAACAAUGUAUUUCUAACUGGGAAUAUAAACUACAUGACCACAACUUGUACUUUUACAACUUAACCAUCGUUAUUUAA